Meloidogyne enterolobii is the source of this 282-nucleotide messenger RNA. NCBI's taxonomy places the organism in Eukaryota, Metazoa, Nematoda, Chromadorea, Rhabditida, Meloidogynidae. The record is from the annotation of a GenBank genome assembly.
GACGGCCCUUCAUGCAUCAGUAACAUAAUGGUAUGCUUCGCAACAGCAACCGAUGAAUCUAUAACUAGUGCAAUCACACUUAUUUCUCCUGGAACUGAAGGAGAGUUCUUCAAAGUACUUGCAGUUAGGGCUAUCCCUAAUGUCGAACAGAGUAAUGCGCUCUCAAACAGCGGUGAUGGACAGUCUUUAAAUGAUGGACAGAUUGAAUUAAUGGUGAAUUGUUUAUAUUUUUGGCUAUAUUUAAUAAAAAAUCUAUUUAAAUAUUUAUUUAUUUUUAAUUAA